GAUGAACAAAACUCUUCUGCUUCCCUUUCUACUUCUACUGCUCUUCCUACUACUUCACCCCUCUGUAGCCGAAGACAUUGCCAUUUACUGGGGUCAAAACGUGAAGGAGGGAAACCUUAGUGAAACAUGUGCAACAGAAAAAUACUCCUUUGUCAACAUCGCAUUCCUUUCCACCUUUGGGAAUGGCCAAACCCCUCAACUCAACUUGGCAGGUCAUUGUGACCCUUCUACUAAUGAGUGCGCUGCGAUUGGUAGAGACAUUAGGUAUUGUCAAAACCAAGGAAUAAAGGUGCUCCUCUCUAUUGGAGGAAGCAGUUAUUCUCUAUUAGCUUCCUCCGAGGAUGCUAAAAAUGUAUCGGAUUACUUGUGGGACAAUUUCCUAGGUGGCUCCUCAUCAUCACGCCCACUUGGAGAUGCAGUGUUAGAUGGCAUUGACUUCGACACAGAGCAAGGCAAUGCAUCAUUCGUGGAAGACCUUGCACGUUAUCUUUACCUUCUUUCACAAACAAAAAAACAACCUGUGUACUUGUCUGCAGCACCUCAGUGUCCAUUUCCUGAUUCCAUGCUGGGUUCUGCCCUUGGUACUGGCCUUUUUGACUAUGUCUGGGUACAAUUCUUCAACAAUCCUAUAUGCGACUAUACCGAAAAAAAUUUCAACAACUUUUUGAGUGCAUGGAAGCAGUGGACAACAUCGUUGAAAAAAGGAAAAUUAUUUCUGGGGUUACCAGCAGAUGAAGCUGCAGCUCCAGGUGGUGGUUAUGUUCCAGCUAAUGCAUUAGUGUCUCAGGUCUUACCUGCAAUAAAGUCUUCACCAAAUUAUGGAGGUGUGAUGUUGUGGUCAAGGUACUAUGAUAAAAUGUCUGAAUACAGUACCCACAUUCAAAAUUUAACAAUAAAUCCGACAGUGAAGCCUCUAUGCACAAAUCAAAGUCUUCCCACGUGCAGGAGCCAUGAUAGCGGUUUUGUGGAACGUUUUGGUAACAUGUCCACGGUUGGUACCAAAGUUUAUGUCGGCGUGGACAAUGAUCUGCAAUAUGGGGCAAAGGAACCAAAUUCCUUAAAGCUUCUGGGGAAUUAG
This is a messenger RNA of Abrus precatorius (Indian licorice), 1078 nucleotides long. Its product is annotated as acidic endochitinase-like. Lineage: Eukaryota; Viridiplantae; Streptophyta; Magnoliopsida; Fabales; Fabaceae. Gene Ontology annotation, biological process: carbohydrate metabolic process. Bases 2 to 1078 code for a protein of 358 amino acids. Gene Ontology annotation, molecular function: chitinase activity. The transcript has 2 exons. Gene Ontology annotation, cellular component: extracellular region. The record is from RefSeq and is a predicted model, not a curated record.